Bombyx mandarina (wild silkworm) is the source of this 1036-nucleotide messenger RNA. It is a transcript of the gene veli, whose product is annotated as L27 and PDZ_signaling domain-containing protein veli. The record is from RefSeq and is a predicted model, not a curated record. Lineage: Eukaryota; Metazoa; Arthropoda; Insecta; Lepidoptera; Bombycidae.
UUUGAAUUCAAUUGAUUUGAUUUAGUCACUGAAUCACUGAUUUCUACAUAAAUUUAUUAUUCUCUAAAAGUAUAUUUCGUGUUAAUUUAUACUCACAAUUUUGUGUAUACUACUUUAGUUUCAAAAAGUGUUCAAAAUGACUACCACUGGCGAACAGUUAACGUUAGCUAGGGAUAUAAAACGUGCCAUUGAAUUACUCGAGAAACUGCAACAGAGUGGCGAAGUCCCUGCAACGAAAUUAGCUGCUCUCCAGAAGGUUUUGCAGAGCGACUUUCUAAACGCCGUAAGAGAGGUUUACGAGCACGUCUACGAGACUGUAGACAUACAAGGCUCCGCAGACAUAAGAGCUUCCGCAACUGCAAAGGCAACGGUGGCCGCAUUUGCUGCUGCAGAAGGACACGCUCACCCUCGAGUAGUGGAACUGCCGAAAACUGAGGAAGGCUUAGGGUUCAACGUAAUGGGCGGAAAAGAACAAAACUCUCCGAUUUAUAUAUCUAGGAUAAUACCGGGCGGAGUUGCUGACAGACAUGGUGGCUUGAAGAGGGGUGAUCAACUUUUAUCCGUUAACGGAGUCUCAGUUGAAGGCGAGAAUCACGAGAAAGCCGUAGAACUUCUGAAGCAAGCCGUGGGAUCCGUAAAAUUAGUUGUCAGGUACACACCAAAGGUCUUGGAGGAAAUGGAGAUGAGAUUCGACAAACAAAGAACUGCACGGCGACGCCAAAACUACAACUAAAAUUUUUCACCGGCUUUGCAGUCAUUUAUCAAACAAAGUGUAUUAAUGUACCUGUUAUUUUUAUCCUAUGUUUUAAUGAGGAACUUUGAUAAUCUUUAAGGCAUUGUAAAACUUUAUUUAAUUUUAUAAAAACCUAUAUUACUUUUACACCCAAUCAGUUGGCAGUUGGAGACCAUGGCUAUUAAAAAUUGGGAACUAUUCAAGUAUUGAAAAAUAUUCAAUCUGCUAUUUAUUUAUAUAUUAAAUGAAAACUUUGUUAGUGUGAAUUUAAUUAUAAAGUUUUCUUCUAUUUAAAUCUAAACU